This is a messenger RNA of Ipomoea triloba (trilobed morning glory), 792 nucleotides long. RefSeq names its product formin-like protein 6. Bases 1 to 792 code for a protein of 263 amino acids. The record is from RefSeq and is a predicted model, not a curated record. Lineage: Eukaryota; Viridiplantae; Streptophyta; Magnoliopsida; Solanales; Convolvulaceae. The transcript has 3 exons.
AUGGAGAACAGAAAGUUCCACGUCUUGAUCUAUGAUCGUGGAUGGGAGUGUGACUGGAUAAGUGGCACUAUCAAUGAGCGACCUACACUCGUGGAUUGGAUCGCAGAUAGGGAGCAGCGAGAUAUUUUGAAGAAGAUUGGUGAAGAAUACAACUAUGUUGUAUCAGCUGUACGUAUCCAAGAGUCACCACUGUCACUCUUUGAGCUCUCUAAGAUACUCACGGAUCAUGAGCGUAUGUUAAAGGAAGUAGGUGAGUCCCGGCAAAAUGUUGUUGCCACUGCAAAUGUUACUCAACGGUCCUCCAACAAUGGAUGGUCAUCUCAAGGUAUUGUUUGUCAGUUUGCUAAUCUGCCUACACAGCAACAUAUCCCUAUCCUGGGAAAGUCGGCGUCGACGAACUCACGCUUACCUAAGUCAAGCGUACCAUCACAGUCGCCGGCAGUGUCACCUACGCCGGCGGUGGGUUUCAGUCAGCUAGGGUCCUCUGGUCCGACGUUUAGUAGGAGUCCUGGCACCUCCACUAGACCGGUUGUUGUAACGCCUUCCCCUCCGCCACAGUUAUCUCCUGCACCAGUGCCAUCCCCACCACCUGCGUCGUCACCUCCUCUUGUAUCGUCACCUCCUCUUGUGUCAUCACCACCACCUGCGUCAUCUCCUCGACCGGCGUCGUCUCGUCCACAGGCGUCGUCUCCUCUACCGGCAUCGUCUCCUCCACCAGCGUCAUCUCCUCCACUAGCGUCGUCUCAUCUAUCGGUUUCGCCCCUUCCACCGACGUCACAUAUGUCAGAGUAG